AUGCAAGGGUGUUUGAUUCGUGGCAUAAUUGAGGAGGGCAUGACCGGCAUCGUAGUUUCUACUCCUUGGACCAACCGCCGCUACGGCCAUGCCUUCCAGGGAUGUGUUGAAAGCAUGAAGCAGACUGGCACCUGGAUCGCCAAUACCUAUGAGGAAGGCUCCUACGAGAGUGUUGACUGGGUUGCUGGCGCAAUCACCGUCUGCGCCAAGAAGCAAGAGUCCAUUCCUCUGUCUCGCUGCAAUGGCUAUGGCGACUUCAAAUAA
Messenger RNA from Colletotrichum spaethianum, 264 nucleotides. RefSeq lists its product as uncharacterized. The transcript has a single exon. The record is from RefSeq and is a predicted model, not a curated record. Lineage: Eukaryota; Fungi; Ascomycota; Sordariomycetes; Glomerellales; Glomerellaceae. Bases 1 to 264 code for a protein of 87 amino acids.